Mugil cephalus (flathead mullet) is the source of this 6040-nucleotide messenger RNA. It is a transcript of the gene reps1, whose product is annotated as RALBP1 associated Eps domain containing 1. Gene Ontology annotation, cellular component: plasma membrane; cytoplasm. The record is from RefSeq and is a predicted model, not a curated record. Gene Ontology annotation, molecular function: protein binding; calcium ion binding. The coding region runs from base 692 to 3142 and encodes 816 amino acids. Lineage: Eukaryota; Metazoa; Chordata; Actinopteri; Mugiliformes; Mugilidae. The transcript is spliced from 19 exons. Gene Ontology annotation, biological process: endosomal transport; endocytosis.
ACAUUCCAAAUCUUUGUUUUGCAUGAAGAAACCAAACUUUAAAUAAAAUGUAUUAAACCUGCACUGUCUUUUAUUUUGAAACGUCAACCCGGAAGUCUCGUGUUUACGCCGCCCAGCUUAGCGUCGGUGGCAGGAAUGGCGGCCAUGGUUACACUAGAGGAAGGAACCCAAAGACCCUGAAACUUUACUUCUAACGGCCCCGCAGAGGAAUUCGUGUCUGGCGAAACGCAGGAGCGCCGCCCUGUCACGGAAUAAAGGGGCGAAGAAGUGCCCGUAACGUGAGGCUGACGCGGUACAAGUCCGGGUCGAGGAGGUGGGAAGCACUUUGCCAGUUAGCGCUAGUUAGCCCGCUGACUUUGAUUGGAGGCAGCCGUUAGCUCCGCUGCACCAACCAGCCAGCUGUUGGCCGCUUGGCUCGGGCUGGACCAACAAGUUAAGCAAAACCAUUACCUGGGCGAAACCCCUCAGAGCUCGGACCGGUCCUCCUUUCACCGAGGCCAGCAAUUGGGGACGACAACCAAGUCCGACACAAGCGCGUUAGCUUAAGGCACUAGCUAAGUUGGGAUCCUGAAGUCUCGCCCAUUUUUUUUUUUUUUUUUUUUUUUGGGAUCCUGCCCCAGCCGCUGGCUCAAAAGGGGGCGAAUCGACAAGCCGACUAGUCUGGUUUUCGGGGUUUUUAACUGGCACCACGAUGGAAAGCCUAACGCUGAGUGAUUUCGAGCAGAAGUACUACUCGGACCUGUUCGUGUACUGCGACACGGACAACACGAAGAAAGUGGCUUCAAACGGGAGAGUUCUUGACCUCUUCCGGGCGGCCCAGCUCCCCAGCGAAGUAGUCCUGCAGAUCACAGAGCUGUGCGGGGCCACUCGGUUGGGUCACUUCGGACGGAGCCAGUUCUACAUCGCUCUGAAGCUUAUCGCCAUCGCCCAGUCCGGUCUGCCUCUCAGGGUGGAGAGCCUCAACUCGGUGAAGGACCUGCCGCUGCCCAGGUUCGUGGUGGGGAAGAACGAGGCCGAAGCGAGGCACGCCGCUCUGUAUCAGGACGCAGACAGCCAGGGUCUGUACCCAGCUCCUGGUGCUGCAGUAAUACCCCGACCACCUGGCAGGGGCCACCAGAACAAGAAAGGCCCCCCCUCAACCACUUCACUUCCUGUCCACGAGGUCAUCCAGCCACUGGCCCCCAGCAUAGAACCACAGCCCGAACCGACGUCCCCCGUGGUCUCCCCUCACCAGUCUCCCCCGACCUCCCCUCCUUCCUGGAGGAAACACAAGCGGCAACACAGCGGAGGCAACGCGGAGAGGCAGCCGGUGGUGGCUGCAGCUGGAGGUGUGUGGACGCAGUUCAGAGAACCGCAAGGAGGGCCAGUGACCGGUGACGGCAUGUGGCCGUCCCACUCGCCCCCCCCUCCAGGUCAAGAAAGCUGGGUCAGUUUCACAGCAGACACGCCUCCAUCCAGCACGCUCCCAGCAACGCACCCCUCGUCAGUCCAGGACAGCACGACGAUACGAACGGUGGCCUCGGCCGCCAUGACCAACGAGCUCCAGCGGCAGUCCAGCGGCUACGACGACCCCUGGAAGAUCACGGACGAGCAGAGACAGUAUUACAUCAACCAGUUUAAAACCAUCCAGCCCGACCUCACAGGCUUCAUACCCGGUUCAGCAGCAAAAGAGUUCUUCACCAAAUCUAAGCUACCAAUUUUAGAGUUGUCACAUAUUUGGGAGCUGUCAGACUUCGAUAAAGACGGAGCGCUGACCCUGGACGAGUUCUGCGCCGCCUUCCACCUGGUCGUGGCCAGGAAGAACGGCUACGACCUCCCCGAGAAGCUGCCCGAGAGCCUGAUGCCAAAGCUGAUCGACCUGGACGAUUCAGCAGAAGUCCCGGAGGCGACCGCCGACGUCGGGUACUCGGGGUCGCCGGUGGAGGUGACUCCCAGCAAGUCUCCCUCCAUGCCCUCCCUGAACCAGGCCUGGCCCGAGAUGAACCAGAGCAACGAGCAGUGGGAGACGUUUAGCGAGCGCUCCUCCAGCUCACAAACUCUGACCCAAUUUGACUCUAACAUUGCACCAGCUGACCCUGACACGGCCAUCGUGCACCCGGUUCCCAUCCGGAUGACGCCCAGUAAGAUCCACAUGCAGGAGAUGGAGCUGAAGAGGACUGGCAGCGACCACAACCACCCGACCAGUCCUCUGCUGGCUAAACCCCCAGAACUGUCUGAAGAAGCCAAAUUACCCGCCUCCAUGAAGUUUGUAGCCGCCAACACUGUGGGUGAUGGUUACAGCAGUUCAGACUCCUUCACCUCAGACCAGGAACCAAUCACCAGGCAAAGGUCCCAGUCGGGUACGUCUCCGGAGGCUCUGAAGGUGGUGGCCCCGCCUCCCCCUCCACCCCGACCCCACCCCUCCCACUCUCGCUCCUCGUCCCUGGACAUGAAUCGCACCUUCGCCGCCACGUCUGCCCCAGGACAGCCGCAAUCUUCUGCAAUAGCGUACCCUCCUGCCGUGCCUCCCAGACCUCUACCAACACAGACAUCAGUACCACACACCGGGCAUCGUGUAGAGGCUGAGGGUGUACCGGGAGGCGGUGCCGUGCUCACCACCACCUCCCCACAGCAGAUUCCUCAGCAGCCCAACUUCGCAGACUUCAGUCAGUUCCAGGCCUUCGCCGCCUCUGAGCAGCCGUCCAGCCUCCCAGAGGUCGACAAGCACAGCGAGCCGGGACAGGUGGACAAGCCGUCUGAGGGCGCCGGCCCUUUAAGAUCGGUCAAGAGUGACGGCCAAGCAGACGACAGAGUCUCGGCUACAGUAAACUCUACUAAGGGUUCGUCCGGCCCCCUGGCUCCUCCACCGAAGCCCGUACGUCGGAGGUUGAAGUCGGAGGACGAGCUGCGACCGGAGGACGAGCAGCACGGUCCCCAGAAGUCAAACGUCAUAGCUGCCGUCCUGGCCACCCAGCCCUCCAUCCCCAGGUCAGUCGGAAAGGACAAGAAGGCGAUUCAAGCUUCAAUCAGAAGAAACAAGGAGACUAAUACAGUUUUGGCGAGACUUAACAGUGAACUACAGCAGCAGCUGAAGGACUUGCUCGAGGAGAGGAUAUCUCUGGAAGUCCAGCUCGAGCAGCUUAGACCUUUCUCUCAUCUUUAACCUUAACAUGUGGAAGAAAACUCAGCUGCAGUUCAUCCGAAUCAAGGCUGUGACCCUCGGUGUGACCCCCCCCCUUCCCUCACUCCCCCCCUCCCUCCCUCCCAUCAUCUCCCUUUCCGUUUUCCUUCCAUCAUCCCAGCUUUCCCGGGUGGGGCCCACCUAAAUCCGUUAAAACUGUCGACGUCGAAUCACACACUGAUUAAUCAAUGGACCGGAACGAACCCGAAGAGCACUGUCUGACCAACAGGAGGAGGAGGAGGAGGAGGUGGUGGUGGAGGAGGUGGUGGCGGCAGGACGGGGGUUUUACAAACUGGCACUUUUCAAGUUUUUCUAAAGAGAGGUGAAGGUGAGGACGACAGUGAACUGAGUCCGGUCUGAAGACGAAAAGCCGCUGCUGUCUGAUCACUUCACUCUCUGAAUGACUGAAGAAGAAACGCAGAGUGUAUUUGUCGUGUACGCGUGACCGUUUUUUUUUGUAUUUGUGUUCCUGUUUAGCGACUCACUCGGAGGCUAGCUCACGUACGUUUGAAUCGUCCGCACCAAACUCCAGUUAGAAGUAAGGUAACUUUAAAGAAACGGUUAAACUGUUUUGGGGGAAAAGGCGCUGAGGGUGGCGAGAAGAUCCAUGAAUUAUCCGCUUAGCUUAGCAUAGCAGAAAGACAGGAAACGGGAAGUUUUUCUGGUUUUACGCUUAUAUGCUUCUUUGUACACUUCUGAAACCAGUGUAUAAAGUUAACAGCUACAAAAAAAAAAAAUAGAAGCAGAAACAUGCAGCAGCACAUAUAAAUGCUUUUUAAAACAGAAAAAAAAACAACACGACACUGAUCUACAUCAGCCAGGAAGCAAGGAUUGUUAAAUGCGCCUUUUUUUAAAGGGAGUUUGGUGUAGGCAACCUCUUAGUCAAACACACUAGCCUACUUCCAGACAGGACUUUAUCUUAUGUGUGUGUGUGUGUGUGUUUGUGUGAAGCCUUUGACGGCUAAAUCAUCAUGGUGAAGGCUUUUUUUUUUUUUUUUUUUUUUUUUUGUGGGAACUCUUCUUGUGAUAUGAAUUCAGCCCACCUCCCUCUGAUUAGCGCCCCCUCCUGGCUACACACAUAAACGGAUGGAGUUAAUGAAAAUGCUGUUGUUGCCCUCACACGGCGUUUGAGGGUCUGACGACUGAACGAGCGGUUUUAACUUGAUGCCAAAUGACUGAACGGUCACUCCGCUCCUCUUUCACCUCUGCUCGGGCUGCGUCGUUUAAAGAAGAAGAAAAACUCUUUAUUUUGUUUCCCCUUCUGCCGACAGGUGUUUUUGUUUGCCGUUCCGUUUCAAACGUAGCCGUGGUUUGACAUUUCAGAUUUAUUUUUUUUUCCUAACCUUUCGGGUUUGAAGAUUUUCCAGCUGCUCGACUGCACGUUAAUGGCGUUAAUGAAGAAUUGCUGAGAAGGGAGAUUUCUCCUCAGCAAACACACACACUCGCACAGAUCCAAACCUGACUGUGUAUAACACGAGUCGACUCAAAAAAAUAAAAAAUAAAAUAAAAUAAGUGAUGUUCCAGUCGGGCUGUCGGCACUAUGCAAGUAUGGGGCGACGCAUCUUCACAGACCAACUCUACUUAGCUGUUCGUACUCUGAUAGUAGCAACUGUGUGAGCAGUAUCCUCUGGUUUCUGUAUCGUAGAUCUUCCAGAACAACAUCUACUGUAUGUGUGUGACUCAUUUCUGGCUUUUUUUUUUUCUUCUUUUUGUUUGUUUUUGGUACUGAUGAGCGGUUACCGCCUCCCCCUGCUCCCUGCUCCAGAGGGAAGCAAACUCCAGUGUUUUUUUUUAUUUUAACCAGAGCAGUUUCACCUGAAAUGUGCAACAUGUGAACCUCUCCCCUCCCCUUCGUCCCUCCCUCCCUCCCCCGUCCCUCCCUCCCUGCUUUGGGUUUAGAUGAAGCUCAACAGGAGACCAGUCAACAGGAAACGGGAGACCUGAAUGACCCGACUGCACUUUGAACUGAACCCCCCCUCCUUCCCUCCCUCCCUCCUUCCCGUCUUCCCCUUCUUCUCAUUUCUAUUUCUUUACUUUUUUUUUAACCUGCAUGUUUGUUCUCGUCUGUAUUUAAAAAAACAAAAAAACAAAAAGAUGCUUUAAGAAGAAAAAAAAUGAUGAACCACUUGAGUUUUAUUUCUUCAGUACAACCUGGAAACUGUAGUUUUUUUGUUUGUGUGUGUGUGUGUGUGUCGGUGUCCUGAGACGAUUUUUUUUCGUUGUUUGUUUGUUCCUCUGUGUUGGUGAAGCAUCAGUCUUCUUCUGAAGCCUUACUCCCCCCCUCACCCACCCACAUCUCUCCCCCCAAACUGGCGUUCAGGUUUCCACGGUGGCUGUCUGACCUCUCUAUCCUUGUCGUAUCAAGGCUCGCCUUCUUUUUUUUUUUUUUUUUUUUUUCCCCCUGCUGUUGAGGGUGAUGAUGUACUUGUGUGUGUGUGUGUGUGUGUGUGUGCGUGUGUUGAGUGUGUGCGAGUGUUAUAUUGUUUCCAGACCUGGAACUAAUACCAUUUAAAACCCUAUUAAACACCUUGAAGUGGGAUUGGUUCAUGUUUGCUCGCACAACAAGCUCCCCUCCUCAUGCUCCAGGCAGGCAGAAGCAAUCAAGCGGCGGGACGAAGCCUUUUUAAUGGGAUUUUGAAUGUUAUUUGCUCCCGGAUCUGUAGUUGUAUAUUGUAUAUGAUACACACUUUUUGGACUCAUGUGUAAAUUUGCAUUAAUUUGCUGACUAACGGCGAAAGAAUAUUCUAUUUAAUUCCUUCUUUCUUGGCUGUGGGAUCCUAGAUGUUUAACUGCAUGGAUGUACUGUAUCUCUGCAGAGUCAACUAGCAGCUGUGUGAUUUUUACACAAAAAUAAAAAACGGCACAAUAUUUUAAACACUG